AACAACACACGCUGCCUUUCACGGAAGAAGCUGACUGAUAUAAAGCCAUUGAGAUUUCAAUAUCACGCUUGUUGUGGCUUGAUAAAUCACUUGACGCAAGUAUGAAAUAUCUSACAUCUUUCAGCAGAGUUUUUUGGCUCUGCACAGCUAUUUUCCUCGUGAUGGGGUCAUCRCUGUCAUUUGCCUCUACUAACCAAGACGAAACUAUCAACUUUGAACAUCAGCAACCAAAGGCGCAAUACCGUACGAGACGCAGUACUAUAUGCUCUUGUUCUGCUUGUAUGGAGCACAGCUCAACUAAUAACCAUCACACGAUGAAGUUCCCGACAAGAAUACCUUUUGGAAGUCCACGAAAGGUUCUGUCGUUUUUAAGAAUGGUACGGAGAGGUUUGAAAAUCACUUACCGUAGAAGAGGACAGUUGUACUGUAAAAAUGGUUUUAUCUUGAAAAUAACAUCAAGUGGAAAUGUCGGAGGAACAACAAGAUACAACGAUCCCUUCACUAAACUCGAGUUCCAAUCAGUGGGGAUGGGUCUUGUAAGAAUCAAAGGUCUAAAAUCUGGUCGAUACCUGGCAAUUAACGAAAAUGGAACCUUGUACAGCAAGAAUGUAUACAGCAAAGACUGCAUAUUUGAAGAGCGUCAAGAAGAGAAUUUUUACCAUUCUUUUAGUUCGCAUCGUUAUAGCAAUAUCGGUUGGUACGUUGCACUGCGAAGGAACGGGCAAGUCAAGAAAACAACUGUAUUACAAAAAGCUACACAGUUUCUAGUUUUAUUUUCAUGAUGAGGACAAGAAUGUCGCUCUAGUGAACGUGUGUGAAAAUUGUUUGUUUUAUAUGCCAGACAUUGAUAUUGAAGCAGCUUGUACUGUUGUGGGGAACAAGGAAUGCGCAUGCCCGUGGAAUGAAYACUGUUGAAGCCUGGACUUUGUUAUGCAAAAAUUUAAAGAUGAAAACUAAUAAUAACGCAACUGAAGAGGAACAAUAAUAAGAAAUCAGUUUUUAUACGUGACCAUCAUUGGUACAAGGUGAAAGGGAACUAUCCAAAAACCAUUACUUAACAACACAAAAACUUCUCGAAGGAAUUGUGGCAAAAUCAGAAAUAACAUUUAAUGGCAUCAACACUAAUGAUCAAACAACGGCUUUAAAAAAGGCCGGAAAGACGAUUGCUGUGGAAAAAUAACGACUGCUGCAAGGCAGCAAAGCACUAUGGGAAAAUGACAACUGUUGCAAGGCAGCAAAGCACUGUGGGAAAAACGACAACUGCUGUAAUGAUGCAGUGGGAAAAUGACAAAUACAUUAAAGAAAUAUUACGUGAAACUGACAGUUGCAGGGAGGCAGAAAAGAAUUGUGGGAAAGAACAAAUGCURUGCAAGGCAGUAAUGCAUUGUGGGAUAAUGACAACUGCUGUAAAGCCCCGGUCAAACACUAUGUAGUAAACAAAAAAAUUGAAUGAAAAUUUUCGGGAUCAAAAUCAUUGAAAAAGGACUUAGGAAUUUCUAAUUUUAUCUCAACUAUUUAGUUCUGAAUUGAAGACGCAGUCCACACUGGUUGAUCUCUCACAGUGGGAUAACUAUUGAUGGUUUGACMGGGGCUUAUAGCAUUCUGACCGAGAUGAAUAAACUUUUGGCAAAUCUCAAUAAAAAUAUAAAUGUUCUA
Exaiptasia diaphana is the source of this 1656-nucleotide messenger RNA. RefSeq names its product fibroblast growth factor 1. Lineage: Eukaryota; Metazoa; Cnidaria; Anthozoa; Actiniaria; Aiptasiidae. The record is from RefSeq and is a predicted model, not a curated record. Gene Ontology annotation, cellular component: cytoplasm. Gene Ontology annotation, molecular function: fibroblast growth factor receptor binding; growth factor activity. The transcript is spliced from 5 exons. Bases 102 to 782 code for a protein of 226 amino acids. Gene Ontology annotation, biological process: animal organ morphogenesis; positive regulation of cell population proliferation; regulation of cell migration.